Molecule: messenger RNA, 3388 nt
Organism: Corythoichthys intestinalis (scribbled pipefish)
Lineage: Eukaryota; Metazoa; Chordata; Actinopteri; Syngnathiformes; Syngnathidae
Product: sodium/potassium/calcium exchanger 2-like
Exons: 14
Coding region: 374-2248 (624 amino acids)
Biological process (GO): intracellular calcium ion homeostasis; calcium ion transmembrane transport
Cellular component (GO): plasma membrane
Molecular function (GO): calcium, potassium:sodium antiporter activity; calcium channel activity
Source: RefSeq, a predicted model, not a curated record
CUCUCGGACAUCAAUCAGCCCCGCGGCCCCGAAGCACGGCCACCUGUCCACGCAGGACGCCAGGAACGAGGAGGGGAUAGAAACGCCAGGAUUGAUGCUGCUGAGCCGAGACUGUGAAGCCAGAGGGGAGCCGAGACCGGUGACAUUUUUCUGCUCAAUGAGAGCAAGAGGGCACCGGACUGUCAAUUCGGAAGCAGCUGCCGUGCGUCGCCUCCAUCCAAAGAGGUUAAUAUGAAGGCAACAUUCGGCAAGCCAGAUCCAGGAAAGUGCCAGCAGUUUUUUCAACGCGUUUGAGGCCAAAACCAUGCCCCAUCUUCGGUAAAACCCUAGCGACUUCCCCCCUCUAAUCCAAGCCAACGAGAGCGAGGCAGAAAUGGGUCCGGUGGCGGCACUGCCGUGCAAGCGGAGGGGUCAGCGGAGAAAACUCCGGCCCGUGCGGAUCUUCGGUUUGGUGGUUAGCCUGCUGGCCGUAAGUGCCGUCUCCGUCGGUGCCUUGACGUGGAACUCGGCGGACCCUCCGGAGAGCGAGUUGGCGCCCCGCAGGACUUUACUCUUCAGCCGGCAGCGCGACGAGACCAACGGCUCGGCCGACGGGCCCAUCGCCAUGAAAUCCACUGGCAACGCGAGCCAAGGGGAGUACCCGACGGAUCUUUUCGACCUCCAGCAGAGACGCAAAGGCGCGGUGGUCCUCCACAUGUUCGGCAUGAUCUACAUGUUCAUCGCCUUGGCCAUCGUUUGCGACGAGUUCUUCGUGCCGGCGCUGACGGUCAUCACCGAGAAGCUGGGCAUCUCGGACGACGUGGCCGGCGCCACCUUCAUGGCGGCGGGCGGCUCGGCCCCCGAGCUCUUCACCUCUAUCAUCGGCGUCUUCAUCUCGCACAGCAACGUGGGCAUCGGCACCAUCGUGGGUUCGGCCGUCUUCAACAUCCUCUUCGUCAUCGGCAUGUGCGCCAUCUUCUCCAAGGAGAUCCUCAACCUGACGUGGUGGCCGCUCUUCCGCGACGUCUCCUUCUACAUCCUGGACCUCAUCCUGCUCAUCGUUUUCUUCCUGGACAACUUCAUCUCGGUGGGGGAGAGCAUCACGCUGCUCUCGGGCUACGCCGCCUACGUCAUCUUCAUGAAGUUUAACAGCACAGUGGAGGGCUUCGUCAAAGGCUGCAUGAACAAGAACCAAGUGGUGGAGGUGGAGGUGCAACCCAAGGAUGAGAAGGCCAGUCCCGUUGCGCCCGAAGAUGACGGCAAGUUGUCGGCCAGACCUCGACUUCAGAGGGGAGGUAGCUCCGCCUCCCUGCACAACAGCUUGAUGAGGAACAGCAUUUUCCAGCUCAUGAUUCACACCUUGGACCCUUUGAGUGAAGAAUUUGCAGAUUCCGAGCUUGGGACUUAUGGGAAACUAAAAUAUUAUCACUCAAUGACUGAGGAAGGGAAAUUCCGAGAGAAAGCGUCUAUUCUUCACAAGAUCGCCAAAAAGAAAUGCCAGGUAGAAGACAGUGAGAAAGCCAAUGGCGUUGCCAGCCGCUCAGAUAAGAACCUGCCAAACAGCUCCAGCGUGCAAGUGGAGGUGACCCCGCCCAUGAACGGCACGGCGGGCCAAGAGGGCGAAGCGGCCGAAGACGAGGAAGAAGACGACCAGCCUCUCAGCCUCUCCUGGCCCGAGUCUGGCCGCAAGCGCUUCACCUACCUCUUCAUCAUGCCCAUCGUCCUGCCCCUGUGGUUGACAUUGCCCGACGUCAGGAAACCGUCAUCCAAGAAGUUCUUCCCCAUCACCUUCCUGGGCGCCAUCUGCUGGAUCGCGGCGUUCUCCUAUCUGAUGGUUUGGUGGGCUCACCAGGUUGGAGAGACCAUCGGGAUUACAGAGGAGAUUAUGGGCCUGACUAUAUUAGCGGCCGGAACCUCCAUCCCUGACCUCAUCACCAGUGUCAUCGUGGCACGCAAGGGCCUCGGUGACAUGGCCGUAUCCAGCUCUGUCGGGUCCAACAUUUUUGACAUCACCGUCGGACUUCCCUUCCCGUGGCUGAUGUGGUCCAUGUUUAGCGGCUUGCAGCCGGUGGUGGUGAGCUCCAACGGCCUCUUCUGUGCCAUCGUGCUGCUCUUCCUCAUGCUCCUCUUCGUCAUCAUCUCCAUCGCCGCCUGCAAAUGGCGUAUGAGCAAGCUGCUGGGUUUCAUCAUGUUCAUGCUCUACUUCGUCUUCCUGGUGGUCAGCGUCAUGCUGGAGGACCGGGUGCUCAUCUGUCCAGUGUCGGUGUGAGGCCGAGACUCCGCCCCCCCUCCUUUCCCUCCCUUAUGGACAACAUCCAUCCUCAUUGGCUCUCCUGUACGGGGGAUUAAAGAAGGAGUGAGGUGGAAAACGCCGAUAAGUGGCGCAAAAAUUGCUCUUACCCGAGUGGAUUUUCUGUGUUGUUUAAUUAGCAGGUAGGGGGAAGGGUGCGUCAUGGCCGCACCGGGCUAAUCUAGAAGCAUUAUGCAUGCCGUUAGCGUCAUUAGAUCAGGCUUAACAAGACUGGUUGAGGAGAAGGACCUCCUGUGAACUUUGCGACUUUGAGACAUAAAGAAAUACAUAUAACGACAAGACGGAAGACCUUCCUACUCACUCUGCACCUCCUUCAAAAAUGACUUCAUUCUUCAGGAUUCUUUUUUUCCAAGUCAAACACUUUUACAUGAAAUAGUUAGCGGUAGCAUAGACGUACUGUAGCAGGUCAAUCUGCUCCCUCUGAUUGUAGAUAACGCAUCACGUAAUGCUAACGAAGGUUAGCGAGGCAAAAAACAUCCAUUUGAAAAGAACUUCUCGUCACCAUUGAUAGAUUAGUCGGCGUGUAGCGCUUGGGGCUCGAGUCACAGCUGCAUGGAAGAUGAAAAAGACUCGCGGGUGAAUCUUAAUAAUCCACAUUUAAGCAACUCGUAUACCAAAACGUACACUUUUCCACCAUGUUUCACCACACGCAGACUGUCUCGACGUAGAAAACGCAUCAGCUCAGUGAUAUAGUCGAAUUCACCUUUAUCUAUCAAUAGAUGCUCGAUGCUGGAAUAGAUUAAAAAAUCACCAUCUCCGAGACUAGAAUGUGGAUUAAACAGCAAUAUACGUGUUGUCGUACGUCCGCCCUACACCGACUUUUGUAUUAAUAAAAAAAUAGAGAUGCCCGCUUUUACUUCUAACCUCUGUACAGCAUCUUAGUGGCAAAUGACGUGUAUUUGAGUGUUGCGGGUAAAGUACUUGCGAUUUUUUUCGGGCUGGUUACCCACCGACUUCAUUUUUAUGCAUUCGAUCGGAAAAGGACACAGGUUUUACUUUGUAAAUAUCCUUUUAAUUCCAGAGAGCAAAACCAGUUCAUCUAGGGUUUUUAUUUUUACUCACGUCAAGGACGUUUUUUUUUUCUUUUCAUGUUUUGAA